Molecule: messenger RNA, 6356 nt
Organism: Thunnus maccoyii (southern bluefin tuna)
Lineage: Eukaryota; Metazoa; Chordata; Actinopteri; Scombriformes; Scombridae
Gene: slc12a7b
Product: solute carrier family 12 member 7b
Exons: 26
Coding region: 127-3609 (1160 amino acids)
Biological process (GO): chloride ion homeostasis; chloride transmembrane transport; potassium ion homeostasis
Cellular component (GO): membrane
Molecular function (GO): potassium:chloride symporter activity
Source: RefSeq, a predicted model, not a curated record
GCGUGUGUGUCCAGUUGUGCGCUGUCCGGUGUGUUCGCUCUAUUGAGUGUGAACCGCAGAGGUUAGCCGGCCGGUGCGUUUUCUUCUCCGCUAAAAGUCCGUGAAGAGAGGAGAAGAAAAAGGGACAUGGGCGAAAGAUUUGUGGUGGUCCCGGUUGACGGCGGAGGAGGGGUCGCCGGGGAGGACGAGCACUCGGACGCGGUUGUCUCUGACCCGGCGCCGGACACCGGUAGCGGCGGCAGAGAGGAGGAAAAAGAGGCGGGGGAGGACUCAGUGUUCGAACAGCAGGACCCCAACGCUGUGGUGCCUAUCCUGGAGUACAACAGAGAGCCCAACAAGUACGGUGAUGGUGUCCCGAAGGAAAACAGUCCCUUCAUCAACAACACAGACAAUGACAAAGGAAAUAGCUACGAUGGCACCAAUAUGGCACUUUUUGAGGAGGAGAUGGACAGCAACCCCAUGGUGUCAUCUCUCCUCAAUAAACUGGCAAACUACACCAAUCUCACCCAGGGGGCCCAGGAGCAUGAGGAGGCUGAUGAUGAUGAGGGGCCCAAGAAGAAAGCUGUCAAGAGCCCUCAGAUGGGGACCUUCAUGGGUGUCUACCUCCCCUGCCUCCAGAAUAUUCUGGGGGUCAUCCUGUUUCUUCGCCUUACCUGGAUCGUUGGCACCGCCGGCAUCUUGGAGUCCCUGGCUAUUGUCGGCUUGUGCUGCUCUUGUACCAUGCUGACAGCCAUAUCCAUGAGUGCAAUCGCUACUAAUGGAGUUGUGCCAGCUGGAGGCUCCUACUACAUGAUUUCCAGAUCUCUCGGUCCAGAGUUUGGUGGAGCGGUCGGUCUUUGUUUCUACCUGGGCACAACCUUCGCUGGUUCCAUGUACAUCCUGGGUACUAUAGAGAUUCUACUGACCUACAUAGUGCCUAAGAUAGCCAUCUUUGUGGCAGAGAGAAAAGAGGAUGAGGUGGAUGCCUUGCUGAAUAACAUGCGUGUUUAUGGGACAGGCUGCCUUGCACUGAUGUCCUUGGUCGUCUUUGUAGGGGUCAAAUACGUCAAUAAGCUAGCUCUAGUUUUUCUGGCCUGUGUCAUUCUUUCCAUCCUCGCCAUCUAUGCUGGAGUCAUCAAGACCAUCUUUGAGCCACCUGACUUUCCUGUUUGUUUGCUGGGGAAUCGCACUCUGCAGAACCACAACUUUGACAAGUGUUCUAAGUUUGAGGUGAUAGGCAACUUGACUGUCACUACCAAGCUGUGGCAGCUGUUCUGUGAUGGACCCGACCUAAAUGCCACCUGCAACGAAUAUUUUGUCAACAACAAUGUGACUGAGGUGCAGGGCAUCCCUGGACUGACCAGCGGCGUUAUUUCAGAAAAUAUGUGGUCAGAAUAUGGCCCUCUGGGUAUGCUGGUGGAAAACAAGAAGUUGCCGUCUGUUGCUGGAGGUGACCCCGCCCGGGAUAUCUACCUGCCCUAUGUAAUGAACGAUAUCACCAGCUUCUUCACACUACUGGUCGGCAUCUACUUUCCCUCUGUCACUGGUAUCAUGGCUGGUUCAAACCGGUCAGGUGACUUGCGAGAUGCCCAGAAGUCCAUCCCCAUUGGGACCAUCCUGGCUAUUGCUACCACCUCCAUCAUCUACGUCACCUGUGUGGUGCUAUUCGGUGGCUGCAUUGAGGGCAUUUUGCUUCGAGACAAGUUUGGUGACUCUGUGAAAGGGAACCUUGUUAUUGGCACACUGUCUUGGCCCUCACCUUGGGUUAUUGUGAUUGGCUCUUUCUUUUCCUGCUGCGGAGCCGGGCUACAAAGUUUGACAGGGGCCCCACGGCUGCUGCAGGCCAUCGCACGAGAUGGCAUCGUACCGUUCUUACAGGUGUUUGGUCAUGGGAAAGCUAAUGGAGAACCUACCUGGGCUCUACUGCUGACUGCUGGGAUCUGUGAGAUCGGCAUCCUCAUCGCUUCCCUGGACGCUGUGGCUCCUAUCCUCUCCAUGUUUUUCCUCAUGUGCUACCUGUUUGUCAACCUGGCCUGUGCAGUUCAGACCCUGCUGCGAACGCCCAACUGGAGACCACGCUUCAAAUACUACCACUGGGCUCUGUCCUUCCUGGGGAUGAGCUUGUGUCUCGCCCUCAUGUUCAUCUCGUCCUGGUAUUAUGCUAUUGUGGCCAUAGCCAUCGCUGGCUGCAUCUACAAAUACAUUGAAUACCGAGGGGCAGAGAAGGAGUGGGGUGAUGGCAUCCGCGGCCUGUCUCUUAAUGCAGCCCGCUAUGCUCUCAUUCGCCUUGAGGAGGCUCCACCACACACCAAGAACUGGAGGCCUCAGUUGUUGGUGCUUCUGAACCUGGACUCAGAUCAAGUGGUCAAACACCCUCGUCUGCUGUCGUUCACCACUCAACUGAAGGCGGGGAAAGGCCUGACUAUAGUGGGGAAUGUUUUAGAGGGAACCUAUCUCACCAAAGAAGCAGAGGCAAAGAGUGCUGAGCAGAACAUCAAGGCUGCCAUGUCAGCAGAGCGUACCAAGGGUUUCUGCCAUGUCGUAGUGUCUUCCAACCUCAGAGAUGGCUUCUCCCAUCUCAUCCAGUCUGCGGGGCUGGGAGGCAUGAAGCACAACAGCGUCCUAAUGGCCUGGCCUGGAAACUGGAAGCAGUCCAAUGACCCACAGUCAUGGAAGAAUUUCAUAGAGACGAUACGGGAGACCACAGCUGCCCAUCAGGCUUUGCUUGUGGCCAAGAAUGUGGACAGUUUCCCUACAAACCAGGACCGCCUCGGGGAGGGCACCAUCGACGUGUGGUGGGUGGUUCACGACGGUGGCAUGCUCAUGCUGCUGCCCUUCCUGCUGCGACAACACAAGGUGUGGAGGAAAUGUAAGAUGCGCAUCUUCACCGUGGCCCAGAUGGAUGACAACAGCAUCCAAAUGAAGAAAGAUCUCCAGAUGUUCCUUUACCACCUGCGACUGGAUGCAGAAGUAGAAGUAGUGGAGAUGCAUGAUAACGACAUCUCAGCCUUCACCUAUGAGAAGACGCUGAUGAUGGAGCAGAGGUCUCAGAUGCUGAAACAGAUGCAACUCUCCAGGACCGAGAGGGAGAGAGAGAUUCAGAGUAUCACUGACGAAUCACGUAGCUCAAUCCGGAGGAAGAACCAGGGCGCUGCCCAGACCUCGAACCUCAGCCGGCAAUCCUCUCAGACGGAGGACACUCAGGAGGAUGAGGCCCAGCUGAUCCACGACAGAAACACAGCGUCUCACGCCACAAUAAACGACAAGGCAGAAACUGGACCUGAGCGGGUUCACAUGACCUGGACCAAGGACAAGCUUUUCACGGAGCGUAACCGCAACCGUGAGGGCAACGCCAACGUGGCUGUACGAGACCUGUUUAACAUGAAACCAGAGUGGGAGAGUCUGAACCAGUCUAACGUUCGUCGGAUGCACACAGCUAUCAAGCUGAAUGAGGUGGUGGUCAACAAGUCGCAAGGUGCUCACCUGGUGCUGCUCAACAUGCCCGGACCACCGAGGAACAGAGGAGGAGAUGAAAACUAUAUGGAGUUCCUGGAGGUUCUCCUCGAGGGUCUGAACCGGGUGCUGCUGGUCCGAGGCGGUGGCCGUGAAGUCAUCACCAUCUACUCUUAAAAAAAAAAAAACUCUCACGCCCCACCCUGCACACACGGGCUAUUGCCAUGGAUACCAGUCACCGGGCAUUUUCGGGGGAAGAAGCCUAAUUGUCUUUUUUAUGGAGGGCGGGGACUGUUGGAAGGCGGGGCCACUUGUGAUUGACAGAUGGUGUGGGGGACCUCAGGAAGAGGGAGACAGUUAAAUCUGGCUCAGUGAGCGAGAGAGAGAGAGAGAGAGAGAGAGCGAGCACAGUGUGCGUCCAUGCUGGGCCACAGUACCCCUGCAAACAGAAGAUAGAGCAUAGAGACACUUUAUAUUUUUCAUUUAACUCUGAAAACGUUGUUAUGUUACAUUUUCAUAUUCUUUUCCUCUUGUGUUGAUGUUGUCAAGUUGUCGACACUCACUGUGUAAAGAUAAGCAGAGAAGUGAAUGUGUGUUGAUAUGAACCUCGUAGUCUUUCAUGUUGUCUGGUGUGGUACUCUACUCUGGGAGGCGCAAAGACGUUUGCUGGACCUGAGAACAACACGCACAGAGUUACUGAACGGAUUUGAACUGAGAGUAGAAAAUCACCUUUUUUAAAACUCUACUGCAGAAAGUCACUCAUAACAACAUAUCUUUUUAUUACAAAUACAGUUUAGUGAUCUGUAUGGUCGGCAUCACCGGUUUAGCUUAAAUGUUUUCAUUUUAAAUAACUUGUUUUCAGUCUGAACUGCACAAGGGGCGUACAGUGUGUUUUAGAAGCUGCUAAAACAUCCCAGUGAGGUCGCUGAGAUCUCCCCUCAAGCAGCGUGUGUGGUUGUAGUGUUGUUGUUGUUGCUCUGUGGUUGUUUGCCUUGUCAAUGAUUUAGUGGAGGACUGGCUGGGAGGUUGUUGAACGUGCACCAGAUGUUGGAUCACCUUCUGUUAGGCGGUGUGGGAGCCUUUCAGAUACUGGAAUCUGAUACUUGAUAAUCAGUCAAUAUUUCCCACGUUCAAUGAAUGCUGUUGUUUAUUAGGGAAAAUAGCCAUAGUUCAUAUUCUAGGACCCUUUGUGAGCUUUAUAUGAAAUGCACAUGUAAACAUAUUUAUGGUGUCUGAAGUAGUGCUCAGUUGACUGUAGAUUUUUUUUUUAAAUCAAUGGGCUGUUUGACAGCGCACACUAGGUUCAUACAUCUGUAGAUUGGCUAGUUGGUUUGCAUAUUGAAUCUAUAAUUUGCCUUCAGAACUGUUGGCAUUUGAAAAGGUGAACUUUUAAAACAAAAGCAAAAUAUUGACUCGUGAAUUUGGAAUUUCUUUGAUGUGGUUUCAUCCCAUAUCGUUGUGGUUACAGCACUGUUGACUUUGCACUACAGAUCUCUCAGCACUUCAGUCACUGUGUACUCGCUCUUGGUUCUGUCGUAGCACAGUGACACUUUGUGCAGGUCAAUACGUUUUGCGUAAAGAGUGUGCUCCGUUUAGAAGCCCAUGAGAUCAUGAAUAAAAGACAGCAAAAUCCCAUACUAUAUUUAAUAUGUUUCAAUGUUGUUUUUAUAAUAUUUUACCAAACAAAAUGAUUUAGCUUUGAGUCCCAGACUGAGUAGGUCAAUUGUUAUGAACAUGUGUAGGAGAAAAAGUGCCAAAAUGACUACAAAAGAAACUGUGGAAGUAUUAUUAAUGCAACAUAUAGCACAUUAUUGUUACACUGACAAUCUUUAAUCUUUGGAAACCCUAAAAACAAAAGGCACAAGGAUUUUUUUAAUGCUAAAACUCCUCAUCCCUGCCAGAAUCCUUUUUGUUUUUUUUAAACUCUGAAUAUAAGUAAAUAGAGGAAAUGCAGCUAUUAGUGCAAUUUCCAGGGCAUUUCAGACCAUUUAACACAGGCUAAAUGCUGCAAGUAAAGAAUGACUUUCGAGUCAGAGCAAAGAAGGAAAAAACAUUCAACCAUUCCUCACGUGUACCUCCACAGUUUCUUUUUAAAAAUUAGCUGUGCAGUAUUUUGUAAAGCAGUAAGUUGUGUUUUCCUGCAGCUCUCUGCAGGGAAAUGUGAACUUUGUGAGUCUGAUUGUCAGUUAUGCAACAUCUGUGUUUUGUUGUGUUUCGUUCAGUUGUUGAUGUAUGCUUGUGUAAUGAUAUAGUCAUGGUCUCUGUAGUGUUUGUUACAUUAUUAUUGAUCUUCUGUUACUUUAAGUGUUAAUUUUCAGUCUGAUUUUGAAGGAAGGAGGCAGAGAGAGGCAGUAUGUGUGAAGACGGCAGCAGUUGUCCGAUUUUUUUUUUUUUUUUUUUUUUUAGUUUCUGUUUUGUUCCAACCCACCAGAAAGGCAACAUGCACAACACACAGGACUGAAGAGCCCUCAUGAUACACCCUGGACUGAGUAUUAUGAAACCUUAGUGAAGCAACCAGGGUACAAAUGAAUAGUUUUAAAUAAUUGUCACUUGAUAAAUGAAGUUCAAACUAUUUCAGUUUUUCUUGUUCAGUGUUAUAUUUUUAGCCACCACAGAUAAAAACAUGGCACAGAAUAAAUAAAGGUAAAAUUGUCUAGUUUUAAGAAGUUUAAAACAUUGAAAGUUGUAAAUUAUUAAAGACAUUUCUGUUUGUUUUUAAUUUGGUUACUGAGCUGAAUAGCAGUAGCAGUGCAUAAAAGAAAAGACCUUGAACAAAAGAUGCUAAAUAAAAAUGUGUCUGGAGAUAAAUAGGAUAUAAGCAAUGUGUGUUUCACAGCUGUGUUGUUUGAGGUGACUGGAGAAUGUUAUCUACCUCAAGGUGUCACUGAGGCUUGGCUGAAGAAAUAAAAACUCGUUCAAUCACA